Acanthoscelides obtectus is the source of this 182-nucleotide messenger RNA. The record is from the annotation of a GenBank genome assembly. NCBI's taxonomy places the organism in Eukaryota, Metazoa, Arthropoda, Insecta, Coleoptera, Chrysomelidae.
AGCAAGAUCUAUUUAAAUAUGCACAUCGCCAUUCGCUAUGAAUCAGUCUACAAAGCAGUCGCCAUGAGCCGCGCGAGUUCGAAUCUAAGAGAAUUUUCCUGUUGUCUAUGAAUGUCAGCCGCCCUCAACAUGUAAAAAAUGAUCUUUUUUCGAUAUCAGGAACAGUCUGGUACAUACAGGGU